GCCAACACGUGAAAAAUAUUGUGCUGGAGUUUUAAAAAAUAAACAUGAUUAACGAACUGGAUACAAAUAUUGUCGAUGAUUUUGACGACAAAACGCCUAAGUUGAAGGCCAAACGAUAUAAUACAAAGUAUAAAUUGUAUAGAGAGUUUGCUAUUGCAACAUUGUCUGCACUGUCAGAAACCAAAACCACAGAGAAUGCUACAUCACAGCCUCAAAUUUCAGCCCUAGAUGCUUUGGCCUGUACAGGGUUAGCUGGGAUUCAAUGGAAAAAACAUAUUUCUAAGGAUGUGCAUGUCACACUUGCUGAUCAUGAUGAUAUAACCAAGUUGACAGCCAAUGCAGAAGCCAAUUCUUUAUCUUGCUCAAUUUUGAAACUCAAUCCUUUACGGACACCUGGUGAUUUGCAUGGGCUCCAAGGGGAAAAGGAAAUACACAUCUGUCAGGCAGAUGCAAAAGCAGUUAUGACAAUGGAAGCUUUUAAUUUCAUAUUCUUAAACCCACAAAAAAAUUCAACAACCUAUUUUGAGCCAGCUUUUAACAGUAUUACUUGCAGAGGAAUAGUCUGCUUCAUAUUCCCAGAUAUUUCACUUUUCGCUAGGUCACCCCAUGUUGUGCAACGAUAUUACAGUGCAAAUAUUAUUAAAACAGAAUAUUUAAAAGAACUAGCUGGAAGGAUCAUCAUAGCUAAUCUAGCCAAAGCUGCAGCUAGGUGCAAUAAAGGAAUCUCUGUACAGUACAUUGUAUCUCAUGAAGAUAAUCUACUGAUCUGUGUUAAAGUAAGCCGUGGGCAUUCACAUGCUGACAGUUCCCUUACACAGAUAGCUCAGUUGCUACACUGUAGGUUCUGUGAACAAAGAAUUUUCAUAGAACCACAAUUAUCUGUUUUAGAAGAUCCUUACAGUUUGCUUGGUUGUAAAUGUAAAGAGAAACACGUAGGGAAGACAGCUGUCACAUUAGGUCCCAUGUGGAAAGGGUCAAUAUUUGAUUGGGAGUUUUUAAAUUUGGUUCAGAAGCAUGGGAAACAACUCAAACUUAGCAGCAAAUUUUUAGAGGUGACCCAUCAGCUUUUUGCGGAGUGCAUGUGCAGUGAUAAAGUUAACACAAAUGGUGUUGUGCGUGGAGGUAACAAAUCAGCCACUGCUCAAGCUACAGAUACAGUCAGUAACAAUGGGGAUGCACCCUCAUUGGAUUCGUCUAAAGAUCAAAAAGAGCAAAGUGAAAUAAAACAGCAGAAAGACACAGCUGAAAUAGUCAAUGAAAAAGAUGUGGUUGUAGGUUCAGCUGAAGCACAGUCUGAUCAAUCAACAGGGAUUUCAUGUAUUGUAACAGAUCCUGCGCCAAACAUUCAUAAAAGAAAAAUGGAUGAUGGCGAUGAAAAACAAGAAGAAAGUAAACGCCAGUGUAAAGAUCAAUCUGUGAUGAUGAAACCACAGUCAGAAAAUGUUCCAUUCUACUAUAAUAUUAACAAAUUUAAAAGGACAAAUAUCCCAAAACUUGAUAAACUAGUCACAAUUCUGCAUUGCUCAGGCCAUAAAGCGAGUCGUACACACUUUGACCACAGCAGUAUUAGAACAUCUGCAAGUGUCGAGGAGUUUUUGAGCAUCAUUGGCUGAAUUAAAUUGAUGUGAAAUAGUUCGUGGGAAAACUGCUCUCCUCAGUCAAAGAAAUUUUGUUUGUAAAUUUUAAAAGUUACAUAAAAGUUACACAAUU
Messenger RNA from Physella acuta, 1710 nucleotides. RefSeq names its product TRMT1-like protein. NCBI's taxonomy places the organism in Eukaryota, Metazoa, Mollusca, Gastropoda, Physidae. The record is from RefSeq and is a predicted model, not a curated record. Gene Ontology annotation, biological process: tRNA N2-guanine methylation. Gene Ontology annotation, molecular function: RNA binding; tRNA (guanine) methyltransferase activity. Gene Ontology annotation, cellular component: nucleus.